AUGAUUCGAAUUAUUGUGGUUUUAAUUGUUAUAGGUGUAGUUUGUUCUCAACCCCUUUCGAAAACUGACCAGUUGGCUAGAGCAUUUAAAGAUUGCCAGAAAGAUACAGGUCUAAACGAAGAUACAUUUAAAAAAGUUCUUCUUGAAAAUAAGAUAGACGAAAACGCAAAGAAGUACAAUCUUUGUUUACUCGAAACAGUUGAAAUAAUGGACAAAAAUGGAAAUCUUAAUAAGGAAAUAUUCUUUAAUUACGUAAAAUUGCUUUAUCCUCUUAAACUUGGAGACAUUGUCGAAAAAUGUGGUGCCCCAGAAGGUCCUGAUCCUCUACAAAUUGGUAUUAAUUUAUCUAUAUGUGCAUUUGCAAUUAUUAUUUCUAAAUAA
Molecule: messenger RNA, 381 nt
Organism: Psylliodes chrysocephalus
Lineage: Eukaryota; Metazoa; Arthropoda; Insecta; Coleoptera; Chrysomelidae
Source: the annotation of a GenBank genome assembly